Trichophyton benhamiae CBS 112371 is the source of this 5523-nucleotide messenger RNA. RefSeq lists its product as uncharacterized. Gene Ontology annotation, biological process: proteasome-mediated ubiquitin-dependent protein catabolic process; protein polyubiquitination. Gene Ontology annotation, cellular component: nuclear speck. Bases 1 to 5523 code for a protein of 1840 amino acids. The transcript has 7 exons. Lineage: Eukaryota; Fungi; Ascomycota; Eurotiomycetes; Onygenales; Arthrodermataceae. The record is from RefSeq and is a predicted model, not a curated record. Gene Ontology annotation, molecular function: ubiquitin protein ligase activity.
AUGGAACGCAGAGUAACUCGAUCGGCCGCCAGGCUUGCUGCCGGCAGUGCUGCCAGUGUGUCAGAGUCCACCUCGCCGCCUAAUCCUGCCCCUCAAACCCGGAAACGAAAGGCUCCUUCCCGCCGUGAGGUAGCUCGGGCUGACCCUGAGGUCCCUCCGUCACCGCAGCCCGCAUCGCGCUCCAAACGCCAGAAGUUGACUCCUGCUCGUCAGCCUGCCUCUCGGCACAGUGCUCGACAGUCUGCAGCCAUGUCUCAGCCUAGAUCCCCCGGAGGGUCUGAAGAGAGACCAAAGUCCGUCGCCGCUUCGUCUUCAUCCUCGAAGAACCGCACUAGUCGAAAUAGAAAGACCACAAGAGACUCAUCCCAACACGUUUCUCCACCCCGUCGACAGAAAAAGAGAGGUAAACGAGAUACUGAUGUCGACAUGAAAGAUGGAGCCGAGGAACGUAAGGAGAAGGCGAAUGAGAAAGAUGAUGAAGAAACCUCUCCAACCAGCGAUAGCCAUGAAGAAGCCAACCAGAUGGAUACCGCCGAGGAUGAUGAACAUGAAUCGUUUCGUAACGGCAUCUUUGGAUCAGGGGGCCAUUUUGGCCUACAAAGUACGCUGCGUGCUCUCAGCGGCAUGAUGUCUGGCAUGUCUUCUCGACUCCGGGAUAUCCUGUCGAAUUUGAAGACAAAUGAAGAUCCUUCCGUCCAGUUAAUUGCAUUGCAGGAACUGUCAGACCUUCUUUUAGUUUCGAACGAGGACAAUCUUGCUGGCCACUUCUCCCCAGAUCCUUAUGUGCACGAGUUAGUAAAUCUGAUGCAGCCGAAUGACUUCGGAGAAGAAAACCCCGAAAUAAUGCUGUUAGCUUGCCGAUGUCUGGCGAACAUGAUGGAAGCUAUUCGAGGCUCCGCCGGCAGCGUUGUCCAGGGGGGCGCCGUGCCCAUUCUCUGUCAAAAGCUGCUGGAUAUCCAAUUCAUUGACCUGGCUGAGCAAGCUCUAAGUACUCUGGCAAAGAUAUCUGUGGACUUCCCUGCAUCGAUUGUGCGGGAAGGAGGUCUCACAGCCUGUCUCACAUAUCUUGAUUUUUUCCCCACCAGCACACAACGUACCGCCGUCACAACAGCUGCGAAUUGCUGCCGUAACGUACCGCAAGACUCGUUUCCUGUUGUGAAAGAUGUCAUGCCCAUACUACUAAAUGUGCUCUCCAGUAGCGACCAAAAGGUUGUUGAGCAGGGCUGCCUGUGCGUUUGCCGCGUGGUAGAAAGCUUCCGAUACAAGCCAGAGCAGUUAGAAGAAUUAAUUGAACCGGACCUUCUAAGGGCUGUCCUUCGAUUACUCCUACCAGGUACCACAAACUUGAUCGGUCCACACAUUCACACAUAUUUCCUCCGCAUCCUAGGAAUAAUAUGCAAAUCAAGCCCGCGCUUGUCUGUCGAGCUCCUGAAAAUGAAUAUAGUAGAUACUUUGUAUCAAAUCCUCACAGGAGUUUCACCACCUUCGGACGAAAGCAUUGGCCCGGCCAAGUCUGAUACCGUGCACAUUAUGCAGGCCUUGAUCCAUCGGCCCCGCGAGCAAGUUUACGAAACCCUCAAUAUUGUCUAUGAGCUCCUCCCUGCUGCAUCAAAAGGAUCAGUUGUUCUUUUAGAUGAUCAGCUGCGUUUCACGCUUGGUGGUGGCCCCCUACCACUCUCGGCCACCCCCAAAAUCAAAGCCAUGGGUGAGAAGCGAUUGGAGUUAUUGAAAAAAUGCCAGCCAGAAAUCAAACGGUUUGCCACGAUUCUCUUGCCGACCCUUACGGAUGUCUAUUCUAGUACUGUGAACCUGAGGGUAAGGCAAAAGGUACUGUUGGCACAACUAAAGAUGGUCCAAGCCCUUGAUGUCAACAUCAUAGAAGAAGCAUUGCGCUCUGUACCGUAUGCGUCUUUCUUGGCAGGUAUAUUAUCCCAAAAGGAUCACAUAUCUCUCGUAGCACUUGCUUUGCAGUGUGCAGAACUGUUAUAUGAACGACUGAGAGAUAUUUACCAAUAUCAAUUCCAUCGAGAAGGGGUCAUAAACGAAAUCAAAAUAUUAGCUACCGCGUCAGUGCUGGGUAAAGAUGAUAAAUCGGCAGAGGAGAAGACUGGUUCGGUUCUCGGAUCAAAACAUCAUAUUUCUCACGAUGAUGGCGUGAACCACGGACACGAUAAUGACAGUGGGAAUGAACAUGAUAUUCAAGAUGACAUCCACGAUCAUGAGGAUGAGAGUAAUGAUGAGGAUGAUUUUAAUGGGGACUAUCCUGACGAUCCAGAGCACCAUGAUGAACAUGAACAUGAACAUGAUGACGCUUCAGACAGCGAAGCAUCCUCGAUUGUUCACCCUCCUGCUCAAUCUCUUGACCACACUCUCCAAGACCUUAUAACAAGCGGUGCCAAACAUUUCCUUGAACUCUACGAAGAGAGCAAGACUGCUGGCAUGCAUGAAAAGGCGGAAGUCGUACUAGCAACCCUCCGUGGCCUCACUAAGAAAAUAGAGGAUUGCUACAAAGCUCCCGUUGUGGGAAACAGAGGCUUUAAGCUCUUUUCCGAGCUUGCAGCCUAUUUUGAUCAAGAUGCCUUUGACAGCAUCACAAGCUAUGAACUAUUGAAUUCUGGUAUCAUUCGUGUGCUUGUUGAUGUCAUUGAGGACUCAAAAGGUCAAGCUGGUGCAGACUUCUUGAAGGCAUUCAAGUGCUCACAGUCGCCUUUAAAGCACAUCUCUGAGCGCAAAUCUGCAUUCGGUGCCUUUAUCCACCAACUUCAAGACCUCCUUAGUCGUACCGAGAAUUUUGAGGUUGUUACUGUCCACCAUAAUGCCUUUGAUAGCAGAAGUACCCUAUCCAUGCUGUCAAAGCAAAUCCGGCUCCGGUUGGUAGCUGAGGAGGGUUCAAAUAUACCCAAGCCGUAUAAGAAUAUGAUGGUUUCUAUCCAUGCCAUUGCCAAUUUCAAGACUCUGGAUGACUACCUUCGCCCAAGAAUAAGUCUCUCUGAGCGGCCGCGACAUUCUCGGCAUCGCGACCCAACCUUCCCACAUCUCCCUAGUGGUACAAACCCGCAGGAUCCGGAAUCAGCUAGCCGGGGAAGUGAUACCGGAUCCCCCCACUUGUCCGACUUCCCAUCAUAUCGGUUGCCAACUGGGCGAGACAGCUCAAACGGAACCAGUUCCAGGGGAACAAACAAAGGAAGAUCAGCUCGCCCCUCAACACUCCAGGGUUCAGGUAAUGGAGAACGUGAAGGAGUGGGACGUAGGCGCUCAGCUCGGCACCAGCCUCCACCGCCGCCCAUGGAAAGUGAUGACACUGAUGGGCCAUUAGAGUGCGCUGAUGAACCAAACGGUAGUGAUGACGAAGAAGAUGACGAAGAAGGUGAUACCCUCGACACCAUUGUGGAUGACAUUGAUGACGAUCUAUCGGAAGAUGACGUUCCUGACCCCUCAGCCGUCAAUAUGGAGGUUGCGUCUACAGGCAAGGUGACUGCGAGAAAGGAGGACGGCACAAGAGUUUCUACUCCUUCCCAGUCCACCCCUGUAGCCAAGUCAUCGACAGCAUCCCUCGCAAGGUCGAGCCCCCAAUCAUUUGGCCGGUCUCUUUCCAUGGCUGGCAGGUCCUUCACAUCAUAUGCCGCUGCAAUGCUAGCCAUGCCUCAAGACUGGCAUAUCGAAUUCGUUGUGAAUGGGAAACCCAUAACAAAUGACACUACCAUCUACCGUGCAGUCCAGUGCAAUCGAGCCAGUGAUAACAACUCGCCUGCUAGAAAUGUCUGGUCGACUGUCCACACUAUCUAUUUCAGGCGAGCUCAGGGGCCACCGCCGCCCGAGCCAACAACACUUACUCCUGCCUCCUCGAACGUGUCUGCCAUGGUGGACGACGUUGACAUGCCAGAGUCCCUCAAUAACGUUCCAACAACAGCAUCGAUUCUUCGACUCCUUCGAGCUUUGCACAAUCUAAAUUCUCAGUCAGAUGAUGAGUUGGCAAACGACAGCGGAGUGAUUGGAAUUGCACCAGAACCUCCGUCGCAGUUUAUCAACACGAAACUGACCGCAAAACUUAAUCGGCAGCUUGAAGAACCUUUGAUAGUGGCAAGCAGCUGUUUGCCUAGCUGGAGUGAAGACCUCGGUCGUCAUUUUGCCUUCCUCUUCCCAUUUGAAACGCGACAUCUCUUCUUACAGUCUACGUCUUUUGGCUACGCUAGGUCCAUGGUUCGCUGGCAAGGUGCUCAGUCAAAUGACGAUGGCCAGCGAGAGCGCCGAAGAGAUGACCGCGCCUACAGCGGCCGCCUUCAGAGACAAAAGGUACGAAUCUCACGGACACGCAUUCUUGAGUCAGCUAUGAAGGUUCUCGAGCUGUACGGUUCAUCGCCAAGUGUCCUGGAAAUCGAAUACUUUGAGGAAGUUGGAACCGGGUUGGGACCUACACUUGAGUUCUAUUCCACGGUUUCCAAAGAGUUUGCUAAGCGCAAGCUAAAGCUAUGGAGGGACUCGGAUGCUAGCGGUGAUGGAGAAUACGUUGACAAUAAAUUGGGGCUUUUCCCAGCGCCGAUGAGUCAAGAGCAGGUUACACAGGAAGCAGGAAAGAAGCAGCUACAGUACUUCAAAGCGCUAGGCAAAUUUGUCGCUCGCUCCAUGCUUGACUCGCGUAUUAUUGACAUUGGAUUCAACCCCUUAUUCUUCAGUGUUGGCCGAGGCGCAUACACCAAGAAGCCCCCAUCCAUUGGUUCCGUGAAGCGAGUAGAUGCAGAGCUUGCGAAUUCUUUGAAGUUUUUGAAGAAGUUUGCCGACAAGGCAGCUGCUAUUAAAGCGGACGCUUCUCUAUCGGCAGCGGAAGCCGCUUGUGCAAUGGAACAAUGUGAAAUCGAUGACACGAAACUCGCAGACCUCGGCCUUGAUUUCACAUUGCCUGGAUACCCACACAUUAAACUGAUACCUAAUGGCCAGAACACGCCUAUUACUAUGUCAAAUGUCGGGCUAUACAUUGAGAGAGUCAUCGAUAUGACCCUUGGAACUGGGAUAAAGGCACAGCUUGACGCAUUUGCCGCUGGAUUUUCUCAAGUAUUCUUAUAUUCAUCAUUAAAGACCUUUACACCCGAUGAACUGGUGAUGCUUUUUGGCCAGGUUGAUGAAGAUUGGUCUAUCGAAAAAGAUUUGUCUAGGCUAUUUACUGACUUUACCUUACCAGCCCUCAUGGAUUCUAUCAAGGCCGACCAUGGAUUUAACAUGGAUAGCAGAAGUGUUCGAAACUUGCUCGCAACCUUGAGCGAGUUCAACCUCCAACAGCGUCGCGACUUUUUGCAGUUCGUCACUGGAAGUCCCAAGCUCCCGAUCGGUGGCUUCAAAGGUCUCACACCAAUGUUUACCGUGGUCUGUCGGCCAAGUGAACCACCAUACACCCCUGAUGACUAUCUCCCCAGUGUCAUGACCUGCGUGAACUACUUGAAGUUGCCAGACUACUCCUCUGCCGAAGUUCUCCUCAACAAACUCAGCAUCGCAAUGCGUGAAGGACAAGGCGCAUUCCACCUCUCUUAA